UCCUCUUCGUCAUUUGCAGCUGAGAUGAAUAACCAGCAAGAAAAGUCAAAGAGGAAGGACGCAAUCUUAGUUGAUGGAGUUAUUUUAAAUGGCCCAGUAGCAGAUUCAAAAUCAGGCGAGAAAUUUGUGGAAGAGGUCAGUAAAAUCAUAAUGGAAGAAGUGAUAAAGAAGGCUGCUGAUGCAACUGAAAAGGUGUGUGAAUGGCAACCUCCUGAGAAACUGAGAACACUUCUUGAUUUGGAAUUGAAAGACACAGGAGAGAGCCAUGCCAAACUCUUGCAGUUAUGCCAGGAUGUUAUACAAUUCAGCGUCAAAACCUAUCACCCAAGAUUUUUUAAUCAGUUGUAUGCUGGUAUUGAUUAUUACUCUUUAGCAGCACGUUUCAUUACAGAGGCAUUAAACCCGAGUGUAUAUACCUAUGAAAUUUCUCCAGUGUUUUUGCUAGUGGAAGAAGCAGUCCUAAAGAAAAUGAUUGAAUAUAUUGGAUGGGAAGGAGGAGAUGGUAUAUUUAAUCCAGGUGGCUCUGUUUCCAAUAUGUAUGCAAUGAACUUGGCAAGAUAUAAAUAUUUUCCUGACAUAAAGGAAAGAGGUCUUUCUGGGAUACCUCAGUUGGUUCUGUUUACAUCAGAAGAGUGUCACUACUCAGUGAAGAAGGCAGCUUCCUUCUUGGGAAUUGGCACACAGAAUAUUUGCUUCAUCAAAAGUGAUGACAGAGGUAAGAUGAUACCUGAGGAACUGGAGAAACAAGUCCAGCGGGCAAGGAAAGAGGGUUCAGCACCAUUUUUUGUCAGUGCUACUGCUGGCACCACCGUUUUGGGAGCAUUUGACCCUCUGAAUGAGAUAGCUGACAUAUGUGAAAAACACAGUCUUUGGCUGCAUGUUGAUGCAUCAUGGGGAGGCUCAGCUUUGCUGUCAAGGAAGCAUCGCAAGCUUCUUCAUGGCAUCCACAGGGCCAAUUCUGUUGCUUGGAAUCCUCAUAAGAUGCUUAUGGCAGGAAUCCAGUGUUGUGCACUUCUGGUGAAAGACAGCUCUGACUUACUUAAGAGAUGCUACUCUGCCAAUGCCUCAUAUCUGUUCCAGCAAGACAAGUUUUAUGACAUAAGCUAUGACACAGGUGACAAAUCCAUCCAGUGUAGCAGAAGAGCAGAUGCAUUCAAAUUCUGGAUGACAUGGAAAGCCCUGGGGACAACUGGCCUUGAGGAGAGAGUAAACAGAGCCCUUGCAUUAGUCAGAUACUUAGUGGAUGAAAUUAAGAAGAGAGAAGGAUUUCAGUUGCUUCUGGAGCCAGAAUAUGCAAAUAUUUGCUUCUGGUAUAUUCCACCUAGCCUGAGAAAGAUGGAGAAAGGACAUGAAUUCUGGGAAAAGCUCAGUCACAUUGCACCCACCAUUAAAGAGAGGAUGAUGAAAAAGGGAAGCAUGAUGCUGGGUUAUCAACCUCAUCAUGGAAAAGUUAAUUUCUUCCGCCAGGUCAUCAUUAGUCCCCAGGUGAUCCGUGAAGACAUGGACUUCCUGCUUGAUGAGAUUGAUUCACUCGGGAAAGACUUGUAGUUGAUGCUCCCCAACACUAGGUGCAGCUCCUGUGUGUAGAGUUUAUAGACUAAAAAACUUAGUGGCAUAUGUUAUUAGACCUUGUGAUACACAUAAAAAUGCUCAGUUGGCUGGGCAAAUGGUGGGCAAAUGGAAGUCUGAUUUUCUGCCAUUCUAAUAAACAGGUAAUGACUUUUUGAAAGAGGCAUUUUGUAUCUCUAGACUGCAAGAUGAAACAUUUCUUAAUCAGUAAGAUGAGUAUCUAAUUUAAUUCCUAUAACUGAACUGAGUGCAAUUACGUCAUUGAUGUAGUAGAGCUAAGUGUGACUUACUGAGUAUUAAAUGAAAGAAUGUCAUACAUGUUGUGAAAUUUAAAAGUUAAAGGGAAUUUUAUCAUAAUAGGGUAAUGUACAAAUGUUACCAAAUGUGCUGCCCUUUAGAAAAAUGAAGUGUUAUAUGAGCAAUUGGAUACUUGUCAUCAAUCACACAUUUUUCCUGAAAACAUUCAUAUUUUUGCAUAGAGAUCAACAGAGAUCUAUACUGAAGAUUAUACAACCUCUCCUACCUUUGAAUAAUUAAUCUCAUGUAGCAGGCUUUUCCAUUGAUAGAUUAGGAUUACAUCCUCUAUUAUUCCAAGCAGCAUGGUUAAAAAUUGUGCUGGCUGGGAAUACUGGGAAUUAUAUUCUCAUCCCCCAUCUGGAGGACUUCAGGAUGAGAUAAACUGCAUUAUAACUUCUGAAUCAUGUCUACAAUGCUAAAAUUGCAGCAAGGUCUUCCUUAAGCAUUUCAGAAGCAUAUUUGAGUUUUAAAAAUUUUAUGUGUGUAUGUACACAUGUAGGUCUUAGUUGUGUUUUUUAUUCAGUGUAGCUAUUUAAAAUAAGGUUUAUGGCACUGAUUCAUCACCAUGUGUGUGAUAAUAUAAAAACCAUCGUUUACCUACCUUAAUAUAAACUUGUUGGAAACUACACUAAAGGCAGUAUAAUGCCGGGAUAGAGACCAAAGAACCACACUGAGAUCAGAAGAAUUAGCUCUAGUGUUUAUUGUUCUACUCUGCAAGACAAAAUCCUGCUAAACUGAAAAGGUACCAGCAAAUCCUGCUAUAAAACCCCAGAAAGCUGAGGCAGGUCUCUUCUGGUCCUGGUGACUGGAAACGGAAGAGAUUCAGUACUGUGUGUGCACCUUUCCCCCUGGGGAAAAGAGGCCCCCCUCCUCUUCACCAGCAAUCUCCAUAACAUAAAAGUACAUAAUAAUUUGAAAUAUGUUUAUAAUAUUCAAAUAGAGACAUAGUUAAAUGGUAAAUAGGUUUGUGAAGAUGGAAAGGCGUAUAAUAUUUUCCCCCUAUUUAAUUGUUCUUUGCACUACUUUUUAACAAACCUAUUUGUCAUUCAUGAUCUUAUUUUAUUACUUUAUGUAGGGCUUCUGCUAUAUUUGCUCAUUUAAAUGUUGAAGUUACAUUUGAAGCAUGAUAUAAUACUUAAUUUAGUAAA
Molecule: messenger RNA, 3014 nt
Organism: Candoia aspera
Lineage: Eukaryota; Metazoa; Chordata; Lepidosauria; Squamata; Candoiidae
Gene: GADL1
Product: glutamate decarboxylase like 1
Exons: 14
Biological process (GO): carboxylic acid metabolic process
Cellular component (GO): cytoplasm
Molecular function (GO): pyridoxal phosphate binding; carboxy-lyase activity
Source: RefSeq, a predicted model, not a curated record